AAUAAUUUAGCUGUCUAUAUCUAGAUCUUACGUGAGGGUCAGCUAAGGAGAGUUGCUAAUGUCUUUUAGAAAGUCACGGAGACCAUGUGAUUAAUAUACACAUAAUGAUUUUAAGACAUAUAGCACUAGCCCUUUGUAUUCUGCAAUAAUGAUACGAACGCUGUCUAAUGUUUCGGCCAGGACUGUUUUGCUGGGCAGACAGCCAAAGUCCGUUGAGUUCGUUGUGAGACAUCAACACAGCGGCUCAUAUGAUGUGGCGGUGGUUGGUGGCGGCAUCGUGGGUCUGGCCUCGGCAAGGGAGCUGAUCCUCAGACACCCAACACUAAGCUUUGCCCUGCUGGAGAAGGAGAAAGAGCUUUCAAUGCACCAGAGUGGCCACAACAGUGGUGUGAUCCACAGUGGCAUCUACUACACGCCAGGCUCUCUGAAAGCACGACUAUGUGUGAGGGGGGCUACAAUGGCCUAUGAGUACUGCCAGAAGAAGAACAUCCCCUACAAGAGGUGUGGGAAGCUGAUUGUAGCUACAGACCGUGAGGAGAUUCCCCGUCUGAAGGCUCUGUAUGAAAGAGGCAUGAAGAACAAUGUGCGAGACUUGACCAUCGUUGACGCCAAAGGCAUUAGAGAAAGAGAGCCAUUCUGCAGGGGUUUAAUGGCUCUUGACUCACCCUACACUGGCAUAGUCGACUGGCGGAGAGUUGGCCUCAGAUAUGGCAAGGAUUUCGAAGAAGCAGGGGGAAUCUUGACAACGGAGUUUGAGGCCACUGACAUCACUGUGGUGAGGGAGAGUCCUGCCAGGAGCUCAGAAGGUCUUAAAUACCCAAUUGCUAUUAGAAGCUCCAAGGGUGAUGAAGUGCGUUGUCGCUAUGUGUUGACAUGUGGGGGUCUGUACUCGGACCGGCUGUCUCAGAUCUCGGGUUGUAGUCCUGAGCCCCGCAUCGUGCCCUUCAGGGGGGACUACCUGGUGCUCAAGCCAGAGAAACGCUACCUGGUGAAGGGAAACGUCUAUCCGGUCCCAGACCCUCGUUUCCCAUUCCUGGGGGUUCACUUCACCCCACGUAUGGAUGGCAGCGUGUGGCUGGGCCCCAACGCCGUCCUGGCCUUCAAGCGCGAAGGCUACCAGCUCUACGACCUCAACAUCAGGGACCUCACGGAUGCACUGUCUUUUAGAGGUUUGCAGAAGCUGGUGAUGAAGAACAUAACGUAUGGUUUGGGUGAAAUGUACAGAGGGGUGUUCAUAGGGGCACAGGUGAAGCUCCUGCAGAAAUUCAUACCUGAGCUCUCUCUCAGCGAUGUAGUCCGGGGUCCAUCUGGAGUCCGUGCCCAGGCUCUGGACAGGGACGGGAACCUGGUGGAUGACUUUGUGUUUGAUGGGGGCACGGGGGACGUGGGCAGCCGGGUGCUGCACGUGCGCAACGCCCCCUCCCCUGCCGCUACCUCCUCACUCGCCAUCGCCGAGAUGGUCGCAGACGAGGUCGAGCACCGGUUCUCCCUCUAACACACACACACACACACACACACAGAUUAAGUCCCAAAAAGCACAUACACACAUGCGCACCUGUACUGGAUGAGGUCAGGAUGGCCGGUUGUCCCAUUUGCAUAGUGGGCCCCGUCCCAGCUUUCCAUCAACCCACUCCUCCACUGACACCUGACCUCAGCUUAAUCCUUACUCUCUCCUUUCCAUACCAUGUCACCCUAUAGGCCAGGCCCGAAUCGCUGCCCUCCAUAUUGCUUUCAUCUGUGGCCCAAUCCCAUUACACUCACAUUACAUCUCCAGGUACCAUCCGCCUGGUUUCCGCUGUGCCUCAGCAGUGCUGAUCUCACCGCCGUCUGGAUGGGAGCCAGCCGACACCCUAUGUCCUCUUUCGUCUAUACCGUGUUUGUACAGAUCAGUUCUCCUCCUGAAAGGGUAGAUAGGGUGGGGGGAUGGGGGCAAGAAGACUAUCGUCCCUAUCAUGAUUGAGAUUGGGUUCUGCUGUGUCUGGGCUUUGACAGACAACCGUGAUGGAUGCUGCUGGGGCUCUGUGAAUGUAAUCCCAGAACUUAAUUGACUCUUUGUCUAGCUUAUUAAUUGGGGGGCGAGCCUUACUGUUGAGGAAAUUGUGAAUUGAGAUGUUUAGUCCUUUUUGCCUCGGUUGAAGAUUCACUUCAAGUCUACACACAAACUCAAGGCAAGUUAUUACCUUUUUUUUCUAGAUUUCAGAUGGAUACUUUAUUGAUUCUGAGGGAAAGUUAGGUAUCCAGUAGCAUAUACAACACCUACAAAACACUAAUGCACACAAGAAUAACAAAAAACACAGGAAUUAACUGCUAGCCUAGCCACCAGUGCUGCUGCAGAGAGCUGUCACUGCAGUAUGUGCCAACGGAAGUAGUACAAAUGUAAGGAGUGCUAGAAUAUUUAUUACUGUAAAUAUGAUCAAAUACAAAUUUCAGAUAAAUAUAUAAACAGAUACAAAUUUUUGGGUGAGGGCUAAAAAAAUUGCCAGAAACCUAUAGUCCAGACGCCUAAUGAUGUGAAUGGGAAGCAACAGAGAGACAGCAUCAAGCCCAAUUGUCAGUUUCCAACACAAAGGUGCUUCUGUAAGAUGGUUUUCCGCUGUUUUUUUUUUUAUAUUAUUUUUUUUUAUAACAUAUUCAAAAGGCCUUAAACUCUCUUCAAAUGACACACUGCUCCGUUGGCUGUAUUGUUAGCAUGUAGAUGCUAUCUCUCUGUCUGCUUUGUUUUUUAAUCCCCUUGGCCCAUAUCAUCUGUUUAAAUUGAACUGAAUUAUUUAACUUUACCUAUUCAAAAAAUCUGCCACUAUUUUGAAUACAUUUGUUGAAUGUCAGCUGAAUCAACUGUGUCAAUAGAAAUAAAGAGGUAUAUUUUGUUGAAAUCAAGAUGUAAUCUAUCAUUAACUGUAGUGUUUAUAUCCAGCUAAAGAUUUUGCCGAAAUUCAAGACCUACAAUUACACUGUAAUUCUAAAAGAAAAGCAUGUUUCUUUUUCCUGGUAAGUCUAUAAACCUUGAUUCUUUAAGUGUUAAGUAUUUGUUAUAUAUGUUAUAUGUGUAUAAAAGCACUUCAACAUGCAACAAUAUAGAUAAAAUGCACAGGAAUGUUGGGAAACACUUUUCAUCGUGUGGUUGGAAUUAUAUUUGUUAUAUACUGUUAUAUCUGUAUAGGUUUUGUAAGUUCAGGUUUAUGCUUUACAUCUGUAGGCAUUUCCCCAAAGCUUUAUAAAAGUGCAGGUAUUGAAUGGUAAUGUUAAUUGAAAAGUAUGUCAUCCAUACAGUGGGUUGAAUGUGUUAAAUUACAAAAAUAUAUAUUUUUAUUGUAUUUUGAACGCAAUUUAAAAGUGUGUUUUUUCAGGUGCAGAGAAGGUAUUUGAUGGUGUCUUUUUUUGUUUUGUUAAUAUACUUGAAUAAAAAUAAAUAAAAAUAA
This is a messenger RNA of Clupea harengus (Atlantic herring), 3419 nucleotides long. RefSeq names its product L-2-hydroxyglutarate dehydrogenase (gene l2hgdh). The transcript has 10 exons. Bases 149 to 1495 code for a protein of 448 amino acids. Lineage: Eukaryota; Metazoa; Chordata; Actinopteri; Clupeiformes; Clupeidae. The record is from RefSeq and is a predicted model, not a curated record.